Messenger RNA from Monomorium pharaonis (pharaoh ant), 4694 nucleotides. It is a transcript of the gene gb, whose product is annotated as Y+L amino acid transporter 2. Gene Ontology annotation, cellular component: membrane. Gene Ontology annotation, biological process: amino acid transmembrane transport. The transcript is spliced from 11 exons. Gene Ontology annotation, molecular function: L-amino acid transmembrane transporter activity. Bases 406 to 1914 code for a protein of 502 amino acids. The record is from RefSeq and is a predicted model, not a curated record. Lineage: Eukaryota; Metazoa; Arthropoda; Insecta; Hymenoptera; Formicidae.
AUGAUACAUGUUCAUGUGCUUAGCAUUUCAUAAGCACAAUCGGAGUAAGCAAUUCAUGUGGUUCGAGAAAGAUUUUAAUUGGAUCACGAACGACUUAUAAAAGUAAAUUUGAACAAAUGUAAUCGAAAAAUAUAAACAGUGGGAAACGUAAAUAGUAAUUUAAUUUUUAACUUUGUAAAUAGCAAGAGAAGUAAUAAAAACAUAUAGAUAUUGAAUUAUGCAGCAUUAUAUUUACAGAUAAUGUAAUUAAUGUAUCUGAACAAGAAAUUUUGCCUAUCAAACUUUUGUAAAACAUGAUCAUUUUUAUCUAUUGAUUUAUGUAUAGUAAAAGUAAAAAUUAGAAAUAGAAAAUUAUUAAAUUAUCUUAAGAAGGAUUCAGUAUUUUUAAAAAUACUGCAUUAAAAAAUGGUUAAAGAAAUAGCAGAUGAAUCUACAAAAGAGAUACAGCUUAUAAAUUCAGAUGAUCAAGAAUUCAUUCGUUCGCCGUUUGAUAAUCUGCAAAAAUCAAUUGGCAAGAUGCAAAUGAAAAAGCAAUUAGGUCUUCUGGAAGGAGUAGCUAUUAUAUUGGGAAUUAUAUUUGGUUCAGGCAUUUUUAUCUCACCAAAAGGAGUAAUACAGGAAGUAGGUAAUGUAGGAUUAUCUCUGAUCAUAUGGGUGCUAUGUGGUCUACUCUCCAUGAUAGGUGCCUUGUGUUAUGCAGAAUUGGGUACUAGCAUACCUCGUAGUGGAGGAGAUUAUGCUUAUAUUCACGAAGCCUUUGGUGCAUUGCCUUCAUUUUUAUACUUAUGGGCUGCUAACUUAAUUUUUGUCCCUACGACAAACGCUAUCAUGGGAUUGACGUUUGCUCAAUACGUUGUACAACCAUUUUUUCCUAAUUGUGUCACUCCGAAUGACGGUGUGCGACUGAUUGCUGCGCUAAGCAUAUGUUUACUUACUUUCAUAAAUUGUUAUGAUGUGAAACAAACGUCAAAGAUGCAAAAUAUAUUUAUGUUUGCUAAAAUAGGAGCACUGGUGAUUAUUAUUAUAGCUGGAUUAGUCUGGCUUUGCUUAGGGCAUACAGAAAAUUUUGAGAACAUUUUUGAAAACACGAAUACCGACCCUGGCAAAAUCGCUGUAGCUUUUUAUUCUGGCAUAUUUUCCUACUCUGGAUGGAAUUACUUGAAUUUUAUGACAGAAGAAUUAAAAAAUCCUUAUGUGAAUUUACCACGUGCAAUUUACAUAUCACUGCCGCUAGUGACUUUAAUAUAUGUUAUGGCAAAUGUUGCUUAUUUGGCUGUUUUAACUCCGACUGCUAUGAUCGCUUCCAAUGCCAUUGCUGUGACUUUUGGCAAUCAACUUCUCGGAUAUAUGUCUUGGAUAAUACCUCUAAUGGUAGCUGUAUCCGCUUUUGGGGGACUAAGUGUUCAUAUUAUGACAUCAUCUAGAAUGUGUUUUGUUGGCGCCAGGAACGGUCAUUUUCCUUGCAUGUUGAGUCACAUCAAUAUGUCCAGACUCACACCUACACCUGCUUUAAUAUUUCUGUGUAUUCUGUCCCUCAUAAUGUUGUGCACGAGUGAUAUAUUUGUACUGAUUACAUACUGCAGUAUAGUAGAAUCAUUUUUUAUAAUGAUCUCAGUAGCUGGAAUUUUAUGGCUGCGUUAUAAAAGACCUAACAUGGAACGACCAAUCAAGAUACCAUUAUGGAUACCUAUAUUGUUCGUAGCGUUAUGCGCUUUUCUGGUUAUUGUACCAUGCUACGAAAGACCAUACGAAGUUGGUAUGGGCAUUUUGAUUACUGUGUCUGGCAUACCUGCGUAUUUCUUCGGUGUUGCUUGGAAAGGCAAACCACUGUGGUUCCAAAAGAUUAACAUUAAAGCUACUCAUACUGCACAGAAGUUAUUUCUAUCUGCAAGGGAAGAACAUGAAAUCGAUUAAGUAAACGACAAUUUUACAAUUAAAUUAGAUUGAAUUUACGACGUUAUACAUGUACCAAAGAGAAUUUGAGAUUUGGAAAAAAAAAGUUUUUACAUGUACCAAAAUUGAAAAACUAUCGAGAUUUUGAAAGAAUAUUUAGCUUCAAAAUUUAGUUUUAAAAUUAAAAGAAUAAUAGGUAAUCAUAGAAUCAAAAAAAUAUUUAUACUUGAAAAUUACAAAAGUAAAAAAAAAUUAAAUAAUCUGUAUUGUAAAUAAAAUAGAUCUGAGAAUUGCAUUUUAUAAUUUUCAAUAUUGCCAAAGCGUUUUUUGUUUUUUGUGUGUUAUUAACAUUAUUCUUAACAGUAUUAUUAAUGUUAUUCUUUAUGAUAUACACAUUUUGUAGCCACGUGGGUUAUUGAUUCACGCAGGAUUUAUCGUUUAAGCUGUUUGAUUGAUGGCUAUAAAAAAUGUCACUAUAAAUUAACUUCUGAUAUCGUAAUGUGAAUAAUACCAGGUAUGUAAAUAUGAAACUGGAAUUUUUGUAUAGAAAAUACACGUUUAUUGUAUGAAAAUACUAAAAAAUAUUUUAUUCGAAGUAUUGCUCAUCGUUAGCUAUACAUUUUUUCUAUCUCUAUGACAAUUUGUGGAUGCCACGCCAAAAAAACUGUUCCUCUUUUGAGGCAAACCAGUUAUCGAGCCAUUUUCGUACAUUUUCGUAAGAUGUGAAGCUCUGCUGAGCAAGUGCGUAUCCCAUCGAUGCAAAUAAGUAAUAAUCAGAUAGAGCCAAGUCUGGUGAGUAAGCCGCAUGCGAAAGUAUUUCCCAACCAAACGCCUCAAUCGUUUCCUUGACCGGUUUUGUUGCGUGUGAUGGUGCAGUUUCAUAUUUACUGACCUGGUACGUAAUUGAGAUACAUAAUGAAAUAUUGAUACAUUAAGCUGUCUUUAUAAUAAUUUUUGUAUUUUUAAAUAUAUACUUAUAAUAUAUCAUAAAGUACAUUUUUUUUACAAAUAUGAAUACAAACAAAAAUAUCCAGUGGCUUAUACGGCGGGAUUAAUAAGUUACUUAAAAUGUACGAAAGUAUGUGCGGCACCAAAGUGUUAAUUAUAUUGAUUCGUUUUUGAUGCUAUUGUAUAUCAAAUAUUUAAAAGAAAUAUAUGAGACGAAAGUUUCACAAGUAGCUAUGUAUUGCAAAAAUUGUAUUUUGAUAAUGUUAAUAAAAAUGUACAUAUGUAUUGUCACGACUUUUCCUGACCGGGAAAGCCGCGAGCAAAAAGCAGCGAGACCGAUAGGGUAACCGGUACCCCCGAUGCCGUGCUUGUCGCGCUCGAAUCUCGGCCACGCGUUAUCACGAAAAAUUGUUGGGCGCCAGACGCGCUCGACGACGCGUCAAUUCGCGAAAAUCGUUACGCCAAGGUGUCCUCGAUCCUCGCGCGACAAUCUCGACCAGCUCUGCCUAACGGUAGAGGGGCGGGGUGAAUCGUAAGGGAGCAGGCGAAUGCGGUAACACGAAGUGGUGGACGACACACUAGAAAAAUAGACUCCGAACGUAACAAGUAACGAACUUUAUUGAGAUUAAUAGUCAGACAGAACAAUAAUAUCGCGGGACGCGGCAUGCGGCGUUCCGACAAGGCGGCGCCCCGGCGCGAAUCAAACCAAACAGACGCUAACGAUACGCGGGAAGCUCUCGCGGUAGGCACGCGGCCGACAAGGACAGACGAUGGGAUCUUCCGCGCACAUGAAUUUCGGACGUUCGAACGUGCCGACACUCCCGGCAACUAGAGAACGCGACCGCGUGUCUCGCGGGGGUCACACAAUAAUCGCCGGCCGCUACCGCACUACACACCGUCGCGAAACCGGAAGUCCCGUCCACCCGCUACUCGCGACGCGAUACUCGCUCGCGCGAGGGCUCUGCGGCGUACGCGGUCGAGGGGAAUCUCCGACGGAACCCACGCGUCCUUACAAUCGUCCUCCCCGUGGCUCGGCGCUUCGGCGUCCCGCCCGCUUGCAUCCGAUAUAUCUCCCAAUUACUUACGCGAACGGACGGCCGCCCUGCGGCCCGCGCGACUCACGCACCAACACCAAAACGGAUGCAGAACGGGCCAGGGGACCCCUCGCCGGCCGACAACCGCUCACAAUCACUUAUCUCGGCAGACCACCUCACCGAUAAGGUCCAAGGCGUCCUCCCUCGUCGCUCGGCUCGUCCUCGGCUCUCGCGAUGGCCUCUCGCUCGCCACACCGAUAACUCGCCCUCCGGGGCACGACACGCGACCUUCCUUCUCAGACCGCUCGCACGCAAAAGCGGGGUGGAUCGCGGUCGAUCCCGGAUCGACGCCGCGACCCCCCCGUCCAGUCAUGCGCAUUGUUUCCGCGCCGCGACCCAAUUGCUGCAAAGCACGCAGUCCUGCGUACGCAGGGACGUGCGCGCCGUAAUCCUUCCGGGGGCCUCGCAGGCCCCCGCAAAAUAUUCUUUCUCCCGCUGGGCCAUUUCCCGAGCCGGGGCAGCGCACGCGGAGACCUCCGUUCCUCGUGAGAGGACUCGACGCCUCCCUCGACGCGUUUGGUCCCAUCCGGGCUCCUCCACAGCCCUCCGGGACGUUCCGUUGUGGUGUCGGCGGGCACCGCCGCUUUAGGCUCCGGCCGUGGCCCUCCCAGGGCCACGCCGAAUCCCCGUGCGGGCCGCGUGCUCAUCUCUCCCGGGCACCGGUGGCGUCCUUCCUCCUUCCCCGCAUCGUCGUCGCUCUCUCUCCUCCUCUCUCUCGCUCUCUCUCUCGUCGCAUUCCAUCGGAAGACGGCCGCCGCG